Musa acuminata AAA Group (dessert banana) is the source of this 1345-nucleotide messenger RNA. RefSeq names its product methyl-CpG-binding domain-containing protein 11. The coding region runs from base 381 to 1130 and encodes 249 amino acids. The record is from RefSeq and is a predicted model, not a curated record. Gene Ontology annotation, molecular function: DNA binding. The transcript is spliced from 4 exons. Lineage: Eukaryota; Viridiplantae; Streptophyta; Magnoliopsida; Zingiberales; Musaceae.
GCGAUGGCGGAGGAGAAGGCCGGCGACGCGAGCGCCGAGAAGGGAUCGCCGCCGCCGCAGCCGCCGGAGAAGGCGAGGGACGACAAGGGGGACGCCGUCUCCGUCGAGCUCCCGGCGCCCACUGGGUGGAAGAAGAAGGCAAAAGGUUCAUUCUAGAUGAUGAUAUGAAGCUUUGGGUUUUGCAUGUGAAGUUCAGUAUGAUUCAAGUCUUUAAAUGUAGCCGAUCAAGACACACUGGAUCAAUGAGAAAACUCGAGAUCUGCAGAAUCCUGGGAUUAUUUUGUCAAACAUCCAGAGUUUUACUUGUCAAUUGACUUACGGACACCAUUUGAUGAUCAUGAGGGCAUGUCAACAAUUAGUGGCAACAAUUGGCAGAUUUCAUGCUGAAUGAGGAUGGAACUCCAAGAAGGAAUGAGAUUGUUUUUGUAUCACCAACUGGUGAGGAGAUCAAGAGUAAGAGACAGUUACAGCAGUACUUGAAGUCUCACCCUGGAGGCCCCCCUUCAUCUGAGUUUGACUGGGGAACCGGUGACACCCCGAGGCGUUCAGCGAGAAUUAGGGAGAGAGCCAAGGCAAUAGAGACCUCAGAAGAUGAGAAGCCGAAAAAGAGAGAAAGGAAAUCAAGUUCCAAGAAAGCAGCGAAACAGAAGAAAGAUGACAGCGAUGUAGUGGAUGGAACUCCCGGUGCAAAGGAGGAUGUCACUGUCGAAGAAACUAAAGUGUUUGCUGAUGUCCAAAUGAAAGAGGCUGAUGAUGCAAACAAGGUCAAAGAUGGGAACACGGCUACGGAAGCAGCAAAAGAGGAUGCAGCAGGUGAGCAAGACUCCAUCGUCCAAGCCAACGGAAGUGUCGAAGAGAAAACAGAGGCUAGCUCAAAGAACGAUGGCACUGAAACAGCAACCGGAGUUGAUGCUGUCAUUUCAGACAAACCAGCUGACACCAAGGUAUUGCCUUCAUCAGGCGACCCUGAAGAAGCAUCGACUGGGAAAGAAGGCCAUGAGAGAGAGGUUGUACAAGGGAAUAGCAUCGACGAGGAGAAUCCUGACGAUGCUGUAGUCACCAAGGAAGUUCCUCCAGCGAACUGCGGUGAUGGUCAGCAUCUGCCCAAGGCAUCUCCUGUGAACUGUUGAAAUAAUUAAGUGGUCUCAGUUAUCUGUGUUGUACUUUGUAGUUUGAACUUGUGGGUCUUAAAUUAAGUAUUGUAACCAUAUCUUCACAUCCUGUAUGUCCUAACUGCAAGCUUUACCCUUUGUCGUCGUUAGUAUGUAACAUUUGAACAGGUUCUCUUACUGUCUUUUAACAUAAUAACUCAUUUCAAUGACAUAACAAGUGGUUUGUUGCUGCA